Messenger RNA from Carya illinoinensis, 804 nucleotides. RefSeq names its product protein translation factor SUI1 homolog 1. The transcript has 5 exons. The record is from RefSeq and is a predicted model, not a curated record. Lineage: Eukaryota; Viridiplantae; Streptophyta; Magnoliopsida; Fagales; Juglandaceae. Gene Ontology annotation, biological process: translational initiation. Bases 216 to 557 code for a protein of 113 amino acids. Gene Ontology annotation, molecular function: translation initiation factor activity; RNA binding.
AGAAAUAAAAAAUCAAGGUGAGUGGUUCCGAGUCUUUGUCUGUUCUAUAUAACUCGUUCUGACCCAGUUUCUUCUCUCAUCUCUCUCUCUCUUUCUCUCUCUCUUUCGAUCUCUAGCCUUUCGUUCGGAGACUCGUAGCCACCGCUCUUGUAUCAGUCCUGAUCAUAAACCAAAGGAUUCCUUGGUCACCUGUUCACUUCCAACAGCCAAGUUUCAUGUCUGAACUCGACGAUCAGAUUCCUACUGCUUUUGAUCCCUUUGCUGAGGCAAAUGCUGAGGACUCGGGCGCCGGGACCAAAGAGUAUGUACAUGUGCGUAUACAGCAGCGUAACGGGAGGAAAAGCUUGACUACUGUGCAGGGAUUGAAGAAGGAAUACAGCUAUAACAAGAUACUAAAGGACCUUAAGAAAGAGUUCUGCUGUAAUGGUACUGUUGUCCAGGAUCCUGAGCUAGGCCAGGUUAUACAACUGCAGGGAGAUCAAAGGAAGAAUGUUUCCACCUUCCUUGUGCAGGCUGGCAUUGUGAAGAAGGAGCAUAUCAAGAUUCAUGGUUUUUAGUGUCUACACAAGCCUAUAUACGGGCUUCUAUAUGUAGUUUAUAUGUUAUAAUUGGCACAUGAGUAGCAUAUAGUUUAAGAUCCAAACUUUAGACAUUAGCUAUACUACUACAUCUACUUACGUUCAAACAAGAACCCAUCAUCUCUGUUAAUUUUCUGAUUCUGCUACUUGCCGUGUUAUGUGGAAGGAUUAUGGAUUGUACUACUAUGAACCCUUUAUCCAUGCUAAUAAUGUCAUGUUUUCUAUA